Molecule: messenger RNA, 219 nt
Organism: Suillus fuscotomentosus
Lineage: Eukaryota; Fungi; Basidiomycota; Agaricomycetes; Boletales; Suillaceae
Exons: 2
Coding region: 1-219 (72 amino acids)
Source: RefSeq, a predicted model, not a curated record
AUGGAAGAAGAACAGCUCAAACAUUUGAAGGUGAUCUGGGCACUCGCCGGCGCAGUGACGUUCUGCGGCCUAGACGAGCAGUUUGAGGAUGAGUUGAAGGUUGAGUCUUUCGGGGGGAUGGUCGUCAAUCAUAAAUUCCUUUCUAUUCUAGCCGCCAUCAACAACCUCACUGGGGACGAGCGAGUAGAAUUCAACGACUUUUUACGAUCUCGCAUCUAA